GUGUUUCUCCCACCAUUCUCUCUCACACACACUCUCUCUCGUCUCCCCAAUAAUGGAACCCAGGGCAGGAAAUCUCAUGCUCUUCUUUUCCCUCGCCGCCCUGCUCCUCUCUCUCCCCGCCGCUUCCUCCGUCGACUCAUCUCCCUUGCAGACCCAACCUCUAGUCCUCCACUCUCUCUCCCCCCCACUCGCACCCUCAUGGUCCGAAUCCGAUGUUGUAGAGACAUCCGAAUCCGAUCCACAAUCCGAAUCUGUGAUCUCUCUUGAACUGCAUCAUGUGGAUUCUAUGUCUUUCAACAAAACCCCAGAACAGCUCUUCAACCUCCGGCUGCAAAGAGAUGCUGCUAGGGUCAAAUCCUUCAUUUCCAUGGCCUCUAAUGCUGCUUCUGUGGACCAGAGCCUCGUUGGCCGGCUGGGCAGGCCGGGUUUCAGCAGCUCCAUUAUAUCUGGGUUGACUCAGGGCAGUGGAGAGUACUUUACGCGCUUGGGCGUCGGCACUCCUCCGAGGAACGUGUACAUGGUGCUGGAUACCGGAAGCGACGUCGUUUGGCUCCAGUGUUCUCCUUGCCAGAAGUGCUACUCCCAGACAGACCCAGUAUUCGACCCUACUAAAUCUCGGUCGUUCGCUGGAAUCUCAUGUGCCUCCCCUCUCUGCCGGCGAUUGGAUUCUCCUGGAUGCAACAAGAAAAAGAACUGUCUCUAUCAGGUUUCCUACGGUGACGGUUCGUUCACUGUGGGGGAUUUUUCCACUGAAACUCUGACGUUUCGGCGCACUCAAGUCCCCGGCGUUGCCCUCGGAUGCGGUCACGACAAUGAGGGACUCUUCAUCGGCGCGGCGGGACUGUUGGGUCUCGGCCGUGGGAAGUUGUCGUUUCCGGCACAAAUGGGACGUCGUUUCGGCCAGAAAUUCUCGUAUUGCUUAGUGGAUCGUUCUUCUUCGGCCAAACCGUCUUCAGUUAUAUUUGGCGACAUGGCCAUUCCUCGAACCGCCCGGUUCACUCCUCUCCUCAGUCACCCUAAGCUCGACACAUUCUACUUUGUAGAACUCCUCGGGAUCAGUGUUGGGGGAACACCCGUUCGGGGUAUUUCGCCGUCGCUCUUUCGACUCGAUCCCACCGGGAAUGGCGGCGUAAUAAUCGAUUCCGGCACGUCGGUGACCCGGCUCACCCGACCCGCCUACAUCGCCCUCAGGAACGCUUUCAGGGUUGGAGCGUCGCAUCUGAAGAAGGCGCCGGAGUUCUCACUCUUCGACACUUGUUUCGAUCUGUCGGGGCAGACGGAGGUGAAGGUGCCCACGGUGGUGCUGCAUUUCCGAGGUGCUGACAUGUCACUUCCGGCGACGAACUAUUUGAUUCCGGUGGACACCCACGGAAGCUUCUGCUUCGCCUUCGCGGGAACGAUGGGCAGCUUGUCGAUAAUCGGGAACAUCCAGCAACAAGGUUUCCGGGUCGUGUACGAUCUGGCGGGUUCUAGGGUCGGGUUUGCUCCUCGUGGGUGCGCGUAAGCCGGACCUAUGACGUGGCUAAUGGGGACAAAUCGUCCCUGUAGUUUUAUUUUUUUUUCCCUUGAAUUACUGGCGUCUAUUUUGAAUUAAACAAAAACGAAAUUAGAUUGGAGUAGCUGAGAUAAUAUCUUCCUCGGAUUUGGAUGAAGAGAGAGGAGCGAAGAACGAGUUGGAAGUUUCUUGCAAUUUACGUGCACUGUGUUUGCUGUUGUACUAUUAUUAAUUAUUAGUAUUAGCUAAUUGAGAGUAACUAGACUCGUUACUCUAU
Molecule: messenger RNA, 1772 nt
Organism: Neltuma alba
Lineage: Eukaryota; Viridiplantae; Streptophyta; Magnoliopsida; Fabales; Fabaceae
Product: aspartyl protease family protein 2-like
Exons: 1
Coding region: 53-1504 (483 amino acids)
Biological process (GO): proteolysis
Molecular function (GO): aspartic-type endopeptidase activity
Source: RefSeq, a predicted model, not a curated record